Dictyostelium purpureum is the source of this 856-nucleotide messenger RNA. RefSeq names its product Rab GTPase. Lineage: Eukaryota; Evosea; Eumycetozoa; Dictyosteliales; Dictyosteliaceae. Gene Ontology annotation, molecular function: GTPase activity; GTP binding. Gene Ontology annotation, biological process: protein secretion; regulation of exocytosis. The record is from RefSeq and is a predicted model, not a curated record. The transcript is spliced from 5 exons. Bases 248 to 856 code for a protein of 202 amino acids.
AAAAUAAAAUAUCCUAAAAUAUAAUAUUCUAUAUAGUAUUAAAUUAUAUAUUUUAUUUAUUUUUUUAAUUAGUACUAUUUAUAUAUAUAAAUUAUAUAUUUAAAGUAGUAACAACAUUAAAUAUCACACAUACCAAUAAUAAAAUUAAUUAAAUAUAUUAUUUUUUUUUUCUAUCAGAAAAAUAAUAUACUAGUUUUUUAUUUUAUUUCUUAAAAACUUUUAAACUAUAUAAAAUAUAUAAAAAAAAAUGGGUUGUUCACCAUCAAAAGAAGGUAGUGGAUCAUUUACAACAACUUCCUCAGCAUCGCUUCAUGGAAGUGAGUCUCAUCCAGAAUAUGAUAUGCUUUUAAAGAUUUUAGUCAUUGGUGAUUCAGGUGUUGGUAAAAGUUGUAUGCUUUUACGUUUUGCCGAUAAUCGUUUUACUGAUAGUUAUAUUUCAACCAUUGGUGUCGAUUUUUGUAUUAGAACUAUCGAAUUGGAUGGAAAGAAAAUUAAAUUACAAAUUUGGGAUACUGCCGGUCAAGAAAGAUUUAAAACUAUUACAACUUCAUACUAUAGAGGCGCUCAUGGUUUAAUUAUUGUAUACGAUAUAACUUCUAUGGAUUCAUUCAACAGUAUAAAGAGAUGGUUAAUUGAUGUCGAUAGAUUUGCCUCCCCAUCUGUUUUAAAACUUAUUGUUGGUAAUAAAUGUGAUCUUAAAGAUAAAAGAAAUGUUGAUUUUAAAGUUGCAAAGAAAUUUGCGGAUGAAUUAAAUAUUCCAAUUAUGGAAACCAGCGCCAAAGAAUCAACUGCAAUUGAUGAUGCUUUUAUAAAAUUAGCCUCUGAUAUUAAAAAAAGUGUACCCCAAAAACAAUAA